Molecule: messenger RNA, 846 nt
Organism: Raphanus sativus (radish)
Lineage: Eukaryota; Viridiplantae; Streptophyta; Magnoliopsida; Brassicales; Brassicaceae
Product: GTP-binding protein YPTC5-like
Exons: 5
Coding region: 163-633 (156 amino acids)
Cellular component (GO): vacuolar membrane
Molecular function (GO): GTPase activity; GTP binding
Source: RefSeq, a predicted model, not a curated record
UUAGAUGUCUUUUUCGAUUUGAGUUUAUUUCUUGAUUGAUUCGAGUUCUACACUUGAUCUGAUUGAUUUGAGUUACAUCCUAAAUGUUAUGGAAAGCUUUGAUUCCAUAAAUUAAUUAUUUCUCUGUGUUCAUUUUGUUUGCAGUUUGCUUACAUUCCAGCAAUGGUUUUACCGAUUUUAGUUGUUGGUGACAGAGGGGUUGGUAAAUCAUCAUUGAUUAACAGGUUUGUUAAUCGUGAGCUUACGGCUGAGAUUGAUGGCGCUCUGGUAAGAUGGAUGGAAAUUGAUGAUAAGAUCUGGAAGUCGAAGAUUUGCGAGGAUAGCGUGUCCCUUUAUCGACGUGAUCGAAUCUGUUGCUGUGUUCUUGUCUUUGAUGUCAACGACAUAACAUCGUUUGACAGUCUCAACAAACAUAUUGACCAGUAUGUUUAUCAGAUGCUAAGAGUCAAUCCGAACUCAGAUCACUUCCCCCUCAACAUAACCAACAAGAAGAAACAUUUAUUAUUUUUCUCUUUUUUUGAAGUAGCAAAGAACCAUAAUACUCAUGGAAAUGACUUGAGACAAAACCUGAUGAUUUUUCUUUCAGAGUUUGCUAAUGUUGUCAGCAUUGAUCCACAUAAUGCUAAUUGGUAAUCUCUCUCUCACUUGUUAAAUGAUUUUCUUGGUUUAUGUCCAGUUGCAUUCUUUGCUUCUAGAUUAUUCUGUUUCAUACUUUUUUAAUUGUUUAAGUGCUUCAAAGCUUUUAGGCAGAUGGUGAAGAUUUAUUGUCGUCAAGGUGAAUACGAGAAAAUGAUGGAUGUCAAUCUAAAGAUGCUUCAAUACAUCAAGGGUAGAUACCAAGGUGAU